UGAUUUUUUUGUUAUCUCCCUUUAUGACAGUGUUAGGCAGCAAACUCGUGUGUUGGGAAAAAUGCUUUCAAGAUCAUCAAUAGGCAUAGCUGCUGCUGCUGGAAGCUUAUGUUUUUUAGGAUAUUGCAUCUAUUUUGAUAGAAAAAGGAGAAGUGAUCCCGAUUUCAAAAGAAAACUAAAAGAAAAAAGAAGUCGAGCAUCACAGAAUAAAAAGCAAGGUGGUGGUAAAACUAAUGUCCAGUUACCUGAUUUAAGUAGUCCAGAGGCUAUGCAGAAAUUCUUUUUACAAGAAGUACAAAUAGGAGAAGAUCUGUUAGCACAAGGAGAAAUCGAAGAGGGAGUAGAACAUCUGAGUGUUGCUGUAGCAGUUUGUGGACAACCUCAACAUCUCCUACAAGUCUUACAACAAACAUUACCACCACAAGUGUUCCAAUUACUCAUCCAGAAACUGCCAACAGUAAACCAGCGGUUAAGUCUUAGUAAAGGACCUACAAUAAAGAAUUUAGAAGAGGACGAUGUGGAGUAAGGCAGGACCAAUUGAUGUGAUAGUAUUCCGUUGUGUGAUCAAAAACUUAUAAAUAUUUUAUAUAAAAUACAAAAUAGAAUGUA
Molecule: messenger RNA, 609 nt
Organism: Mytilus trossulus (common blue mussel)
Lineage: Eukaryota; Metazoa; Mollusca; Bivalvia; Mytilida; Mytilidae
Product: mitochondrial import receptor subunit TOM20 homolog
Exons: 5
Coding region: 62-526 (154 amino acids)
Biological process (GO): protein import into mitochondrial matrix; protein targeting; intracellular protein transport
Cellular component (GO): mitochondrial outer membrane; mitochondrial outer membrane translocase complex
Molecular function (GO): transmembrane protein transporter activity
Source: RefSeq, a predicted model, not a curated record